Messenger RNA from Phragmites australis (common reed), 1193 nucleotides. RefSeq lists its product as uncharacterized. The record is from RefSeq and is a predicted model, not a curated record. The coding region runs from base 112 to 945 and encodes 277 amino acids. Lineage: Eukaryota; Viridiplantae; Streptophyta; Magnoliopsida; Poales; Poaceae. The transcript has 2 exons.
GGCAAGGCCAAGUGGGGCGCGGUGCCCACACCACGUUCAGAUGCUAUAUAGCUCACCGCGCCAUAGGUAUAGCUACCCAGAGAGAGUAGAAAUAAGUCGUUGAGCUCCAAGAUGGCAGCCGCCGCCACCACCACGCCGAGCAACACGCUUACCAUGAAGCUACUCGUCGAUUCCAGACCGCUACGCCAGCGCGUGGUGUUCGCGGAGGCCGGCAAGGACACUGUCGACUUCCUCUUCUCCCUCCUCUCCGUGCCGGCCGGCACGUCCGUGAAGCUGCUGGGGAAGGAGUCCAUGGUCGGCUGCACGGGGAACCUCUACAGCAGCGCCGAGAGGCUCGAGGACCCCUACGUCCAGCCCGACGCGGCCAAGGACGAUAUCCUCUGCGCCGCCAUGAUGCCGCCCCCCGCCGCCGCGCGACCCAACAGCUGGGUCUUCCCCUUGCCGGAGCCAGCGCCGGCGGCUCCGGCCCCAGCUCCGAAGAAGUUCUUCAACUGCUUCUAUAGCUACUACUAUUCCGGAUGCAGCAGGUACGUGGCGGAGGUGAGUGGCACUCGUUGCCCCAGCUGCAGCAACCAGAUGUCCAGGGACGCCAACCUUAUCGGGUCGCCGUCUCCAGUGGCCAAACCGGAGAGGAAAGGGUUCGUGCAGGGCGGCAUGGUGGUGUACACGGUGACGGACGACCUCGUGAUCUCGCCCAUGUCGAACGUCUCCACCAUCGCGCUGCUCAACGCCUGCGGGGUGAGGGAUUUCGGAACGCUCCAGGAGAGGACCGUGCAGAUUGGGUACAAGGAGGGUUUGGAGAUUCUCAAGGCGUCGCUGCAGUCCAAGACUGUGCUCACUGAUGUUUUCCUUGGCAAGAAGCCGCCUUCGUCGAUGAAAAACGGCGGCAGCACCCCUCAGUUGAGCAACGGCAGAAGACAUGACUCUCACACAUGGCGUGCGUGAGCCAGCCAGCUGCCAGCCUUGAGGCGUGCGUAUGUGUAGCUGGACUUGUGUUGGGAGCGAGCUAGCUUACAUCAGGUUGCAUUGUCGUGUAAUUAGUGUACUAUAUAUGAACCGGCAAAAAGAUCUUGUUAUCUCUCUCUCUCUCUCUCUCUCUCUCUCUCUAUAUAUAUAUAAAAUCAAAAGUCCUGGGUUCUGGUCCAUCAACAACCUCAGACGGAACACCAGAUUUCUUUUGGAAGUUAAUUUCA